UCUGUAUUGUUCUUUCUCCCGUGUUCAUCCGCCCACCUCUCCAUCCGCUCGGGCCGAGGACGCCAUCCGCGACAGCGCCGCCCGCCCGAGCCAGGACGCCCGCUCGCCGCAGGAGCGCCGGCCGCGGCCGGAGCGGCGGCCACAGGAGCGCCGCCCAUGAUCCCCUUCGAAGUUCCUCCCGGGGGGGAAUCGGGGGAAUCAGAUGCAGCUUUUAGGUUGUCAGUUAAGGUUUCUCAAUUCACUCGUGUACUGGAUGAUGGGAGUUCUGUUCUUGUGCCACGUCAGUCUGAUGAAUGGACAGUGAAUGCUCACUCUUAUUCUAUGAAAGACCUAGAGAAUGAUAUUGCAGCAAGGGUGAAAUGGGGGAGCAGCCAACAGAUAGCAAUAUAUGAAUUUGACCCAAACACUGGUGGAGAAAAGAUCUUGGUGGAUGAUAAAGCCUUGUCUCUUGCUUUCUUAGAAAGAGAGAAUCGGAAGAAGCUGUUUCUGUAUGUUGAUGUGCAGUCCAAACCUGCAGAUUGUGUUUCUAACUCAGUUGUCACUGAAGUGAUGAGCAAUGUGAGCAUAAAUAAUGUUAGUGCACCUGAACAAUCAAAUAAUGAGGUAGGAGAUGUAGAUGUAAUUGAUUGGGACAGCCUGGAUAUUAUUCCAAUUGGUCAAGAUCAGGUAGGUGCUGCUGUUUGUGUCAUGGAUGAAGAGGCAAUGUAUGAAUUUCUUGGUCUUAGAGCAGAGGAUGAAAGAGCAGAAAAAGAGAGGGCUGCAGCUGAAGAAGAGGCAGCCGAAGAAAUUGGGGCUAUGGAUUUAGAUGGUACUGAAUUACCAGUUGAUGAUCAUAUUCCUGGUGAAGAAGCAGCUUUCUAUGAUAGGGAGGAUCCUCCUAUGGAUGUUGGAACAUUGUACCUUAGUAUGGAAGAAUUUCGGGCACCAGUAAGGCAGCAUGCUAUUAAAGGGCAGUUCGAGCUUGGAACUGAAAUGUCAUAUCAAACAUUGUUCAGGGGCUAUUGCAAAGCUAAUGGUUGUAAAUGGGCCAUUGUCGCACGGAAAAUGAGUGGCACGGGUAUAGCUUUUGCUAACUUAACCUGUUUUUAUACUAACAUGUAG
This is a messenger RNA of Panicum virgatum (switchgrass), 1101 nucleotides long. RefSeq lists its product as uncharacterized. The transcript is spliced from 2 exons. NCBI's taxonomy places the organism in Eukaryota, Viridiplantae, Streptophyta, Magnoliopsida, Poales, Poaceae. Bases 157 to 1101 code for a protein of 314 amino acids. The record is from RefSeq and is a predicted model, not a curated record.